AGGUCACAACGUCUCGCUGUGGAAGACUGGUACAGAUGCUUGCAGGGAUUUUGCUAGUACACUGAAGAAAUAUUUGACCCAUGUGAGUGACCACUGUCCAGCAGGCUCAAAUGACUCAAAUGAAUAGACCACAAUGAAGAUAGAUAUCCACAACCACAUUCUUCCAGAAACCUGGCCAGAUCUUAAGGAGAGAUAUGGCUAUGGAGGAUGGGUAUCUUUGGAGGGCCAUUGUGCUGGAAAGGCCAAUAUGAUGAAAGAUGGGAAAUUAUUUCGUGUGGUCGACCAAAACUGCUGGGACCCUGUGACAAGAAUAAAAGAUAUGGACAGUACAGGCGUAGCAGUGCAAGCUUUGUCCACUGUGCCUGUUAUGUUCAGUUACUGGGCCAAGCCAGAGGACACACUAGAUCUCAGUAAAAUAUUGAAUGAUGACCUGGCCACCACCAUUAAUAAACACCCAGAUAGAUUUGUUGGUUUGGGUACGCUCCCCAUGCAGGCGCCAGAGUUAGCAGUACAAGAACUGAAACGGAGCAAGCAUGAACUAGGUUUUCCAGGAGUACAGAUAGGGUCUCAUGUCAAUGACUGGAACUUGGAUGCUCCAGAGUUACGGCCAGUAUUCAAAGCUGCAGAAGAAAAUGAUGUGUCUAUAUUUGUUCACCCUUGGGACAUGCACCUUGACGGAAGGAUGUCUAAGUACUGGCUGCCAUGGCUAGUAGGUAUGCCAGCAGAGACCACCACCGCCAUAUGUGCUAUGAUAUUUGGAGGGGUGCUGGAGAGAUUUCCAAAACUUAAAGUCUGUUUUGCACAUGGAGGAGGUGCAUUUCCAUACACAAUUGGCCGUAUAGAGCAUGGCUUCAAUGUACGACCAGAUCUGUGUGCUACUGAGAACAGCGUCAACCCCAGAAAAUAUCUGGGGCAGAUCUACACAGACUCCCUGUGCCAUGAUCCCUUGGCCUUGAAACUAUUAGUGGAUGUCAUGGGCAAAGAUCAAGUUAUCCUGGGCAGUGACUACCCAUUUCCACUUGGUGAGCAUCAUCCUGGCAAACUCAUUGAAUCCAUGGAGGACUUUGAAGAUGAUCUCAAGUAUCCUCCAUCUCUGCUGAGGAUGGUGGUGUUUGUUUUUAAAGAGGGCUCCUAUGAUAUCAAUGAGCAUGGUGUCCUCUUGUCUCAGUACAAGUCUUUACAUGCAAG
This is a messenger RNA of Lingula anatina, 1188 nucleotides long. RefSeq names its product 2-amino-3-carboxymuconate-6-semialdehyde decarboxylase. Gene Ontology annotation, cellular component: cytoplasm; cytosol. Gene Ontology annotation, biological process: secondary metabolic process. Gene Ontology annotation, molecular function: hydrolase activity; carboxy-lyase activity. The record is from RefSeq and is a predicted model, not a curated record. NCBI's taxonomy places the organism in Eukaryota, Metazoa, Brachiopoda, Lingulata, Lingulida, Lingulidae.